Molecule: messenger RNA, 5479 nt
Organism: Xenopus tropicalis (tropical clawed frog)
Lineage: Eukaryota; Metazoa; Chordata; Amphibia; Anura; Pipidae
Gene: meioc
Product: meiosis-specific coiled-coil domain-containing protein MEIOC
Exons: 8
Coding region: 118-2637 (839 amino acids)
Biological process (GO): meiotic cell cycle
Source: RefSeq, a predicted model, not a curated record
AACGGGCAAUGGGGGCGGGGCCAAGGCGGUCCCGCCCACGCUGGCUGUGAGGCGUCUCUAGGCUGCGCGCUUCUGUCAGGUUGAUGAGCUGAGGGGACUGGGCGAGGAGCUGGAGUUAUGGAGCAUAAAGACAUCUUCAGUGGAAGCAGCCAGUGCUUGAGCUAUUCAGGUGGAAAUCAGAAACUGAUGGAGGGAUUUAACAGUAGCCUAGUGUCAGAAUCAUCUGCAUUAUUCAGUUCUUACAAAUUACAGAGCAACAGCAUAUUAGACCUAAGUCAGAAUUAUGACUUUUCAGCCCUUACUGUCCCCUUGGAAAGUUCCAAGAACAUAGUUGAUGCUUUUCUGUCUUACACACCAUGGUCUGCCAGUGGGGAAGAGACACAGCCAUCAGGCCACCCUCAAGUCAAGACCAAGAUUCAAGCUGAGAGGUGUGAGAAUGGAAGCGAGUCAGAUCUCUAUGGAUUAGUGUCUAACAUUCUGGAAGAACCAGACCAAACACAGCCGUGUUUUGCUGAAGGGGCAUGCUCUUCCAUUUUGAAAUCACUAUGGCCAGUUAACACAAACAGGCUUCCUUAUCAGCAAGACCUACUUCCAGAAACAAAAAGACAAACAGAGCCAUCCAUUACAUAUCAAAAUAGGUGCAUUACAGAUUCCAUUCCCUGUCAUGGGAUGCAAAAACUGGAGGAUACAUGUCAUGGCUUGAGUGGCGUAGGCCAAACUCAACUUUUUCCAAGCAGGACUGAUAAUGCAGGCUAUUACAGUGACAACUCUAACAUGGCUUUGCAGCAAUACUGUUUCCCUCCAUCAUUUGAAUCAACAGGAUAUCUUAAAGACUAUCCACAGAAGGGAACAGAUUUAUAUAAUUCUUAUAACAGACAUUGUAAUGAUGGUGACAUUAGUCAGUAUGACAUGUUAAAUUCUGUGGCAUGCAAACAAACUAACACCUCAAAGUAUGGCAUUCAAGAUGCCAAAGAGUCUCUUAAUGGAUCAUCUGAACUAUUUACUACGGAUAGUAUUUACUCUAGAAUAUUCCAAGCAAAGCAAGGCUACCAAACAAAAACUGAUGAUUUUACAACUACUAAACAGAAUUAUAAAUGUACAAAAGACCCCCAAGAACAUCCAGCUAACCCUAUUGCAAAAGAUAUGUUUGUGCCUGAUUGUAGGCUUGAACCAGAUUUUACACUGAAAACACUUGCUCUAGAUGGAGGCAGCAGCUAUUUUGCAAAUAACGUACAUAAGAUGCAGUCUAAGCACAAUGCACAUAAUUUUACAAGCCUGGCAUCUGCUUCUUCAGUGGAUGCUGAUUCAGUCAGGUUUCCAUGGAUGAAGAGAAACUGUAUGAGUAAUCAAGGCACAAUGAUGAGAACUGACAGUCAUUCAGCUAUUAUUCAAAAAAAACGUGCCCAAAACAAUGUUUGUUCACCCUCUUUCACUCCAAAUACUGCUUCAGUGUUCCAGAAAUACUCCCAAGAGCACACACCAACCUUUGGGUGCAGCUGUUGUACUACAGACAGAAACCAGAAGGACAAAAGAGAAGAAAGUCUGUAUAAUCUUGUGCCAGGCAAAGAGUUUAAGCUACUUAAUAGGUUGCAUGAAAACUCCUCAUACCCCUAUGGUGUAUUUGACAUUGGAAAGCAGGGCUUCCAAAUGAAACCGCAUAGCACACAGUGUGAUGAAUUGGAAAAGAAUUUAGAAAACAUAACGCAGCACCUUGAGGUUUUGCUUGAUAAUUCAGUGAAGUUUAAAAACAAAAAAAAAAGUACUGGUAAUAAAAAGGCUGUUAACAUCAAUAAAUGUAACCCUCUUCAAGUCAAAUGCUUUUACGACCCCCUUAUGAGGAGUGGUGACACACAGACUAGUGUCAUUCAUCCUAUGCCUUUCACCAAUAUGAGGUCUUAUUUUCCACAUCCUUUGGACCAUUCUGUUCUCCCUUUCAUUGACUGCUGUGAAUCACAUCCUUUUGAAGAUAUUAAAAGACUGAACCCUCGCUUCAAUGAUUUGAUAUAUGGGGAACCACAGUAUUCUACCUUGUCACCAAUGUUCGGCAUCCGUGAAUCGCUAAGGCCCCGGAACGUGUCCUCCAAUGAAUUACACGUUUGCCUGGAUAAGUGUUAUGAGCAGUGGAGAGAAAUGCAAAAAGAGAGGAAACAGGCAGAAUUUAUUCUUGCAGCAAACUAUACAGGCAAAGAGGUCUCGAGCACUAACAACACUGCAAUCCCAAGGCUUUGUGCCAACCCUUCUAGAGUUGACCGACUGAUUGUGGACCAGCUACGUGAACAUGCCAGGGUUGUAACGCUGCUGGGGAAAAUGGAGCGCCUACGUAGUUCCCCACUGCAUGCUAACAUCUCCACAGCACUCGACCGCCAGUUGGAGGCAAUCCACAUUACACAGGUGCGCCGCAAGGAAGAAAUUAAUAACGCAUCAAAUCGCCAGUGUCAAGGAGAGUCUCGCUGUCAGGAAGAGAGAGAUGUCAUUGCCCUCGCUUCCUCUGUCAAAAAUCUGUCAGCAGCUACGCGCAAAUCACGAAUGGCUUUAUGGUGCGCUCUCCAGAUGACUCCAUCCAAAACAGUGUACACUAGCAAGGUAGAUCUGGAAAAGGCUGUGCCAAAUACGGCAAAUCACCAGGAAGAGGAAUAACAGCCAUGCUCAGUUCAUGUUUGUGUUCACUCCCUAUCAAAGUAUUGUGAAGAUGGAAUGUGACAAUUACACUUUUUUUAGUACCAGUGUUGGGAUGUGACAUUUGUUCUGUUGAAACAAAAUAUUUUGGUUCCUUGAAGAAGUAGAAGUUUCUGAAAUAGAUCCAUGAAGAAACUUUAUUGUAGAAAAACUGUUUCAAAAUUGCCAAAGCAGAUAGAUUAGUCAAAAGGUUCCAUAUUUGACUGUAGAUUAAUGAUCAAUAUUAAUGAAUUCUUUUCUUACAGAGGAAACAUCAUUCAGGUUAAUACUGGGGGGGCAUCUGGUGGGUUUGUGGAUUUGGUUUGUGUUUUAGUUUUCAUGCCAUUUUACCACAGAUUUUCCAACUUGUCCUCGGUGGGUAUUCCAAUAUCUUUUUCAGAAUAGUUAAAUUCAGUUAAAUGCAGUCGUACUAAAGUUGCAUCCCCACAUGGUUUUUUUUUCAAUAUAUGAGUAGCGCAGUGCUGGUGCAGUACAGGCUGAACAGGAAGCAAAGUGGUAGCGCGUGUUGCAUCAUUCUUAGUUUGUGCACGUACCAUUGGUUCCACACCAGCGCUGCACUACUAAUGCAACACAGAGAGAGAGAACAAACGACACCAGUGGUAAUGCAAAGACAAUUACUGUGUAUCAUAUUAAUUAAAUCCUAGGUGGAAAGUAUUCCCAAUAAUUUCCCAUAUUAUAUACUUAGAUUCAGAUUCCCAACCUUGAAUCAAGAAAGGGCUGCUGAUUAAACUUAUUUAACGCAGAGAAGGACGUUUUUGAUUGAGGACCAAUGCGACUGAAGGCCGUCUUUGGUUUGUGUAUAGAAUAAAUUAAUUUAAAAUAUUUAUUCAUUAAAACUCCUUAGGGGAAUUUGGAGUAAGGCUUCUUGUUUUCAAUUAGUGAAUUAAAACGGUAGUAGUUUUUAAUCAGAUCUAGCAAACCAUGCUUAACAGUCAUAAAGUAUUCUUGCCUUAAAAAGAAAAGAUAAAAGCAUAAACUACACUAGCUUAUUGUUGUUAAUUAUAGAGCUAUGGACAUGGUGUCUACCACUGUUCACAGAAUCUAGAAAAUGGAGGAGAAUUUUGUGCUUGAAGCUUUAAGACUUAACAUUUAUUAAAGUCAUUAAAAUUUAUAAUCAAAAAGCAAAUUCAUUAAGAUACCAAAGAAAAAAUGAACACCAUAUCCCACGUAUAGAUAUAAUUGAUAAUUCAGUUCAUAUAUUUACACCUUGCUAAGGUGAAAAGACUGUUCUGACUUUACAACUACACUCUCAGAUGUAAAAUCAGAACAGUCUUUUCAUCUUAGCAAGGUGUACAGCCAGUCCGUAGCCCCAAUACGCUGCCCAUACAGCUUGCUAACCCGCCCCCAAGGCUGUUUACAACCGCAAGCAAUCGCCAUGUAGUAAAAUGAAUAGAGUGUGGUAUAAACUCAGGUGAAUCCACCUAAUCUCCUAGUAAGAGAUCGCUACUAGGUAUAAUGAAAGUGCGGCUAAACUAGAGUCAUGUGGGAAGCUGAGGGUGAGACACCGCAAUAUUGUCUACUAAGCAGCUUCCUCAUGCGUCACCAAAUAGCACCCAUGGAGUUUAUAACACACUCUGUAAAUUUUGCUACUUGAUGAUUGCUUGCGGGUGUAAACAGCCUGGGGGGUGGGUUAACAAGCUGUAUGGGAAGAAAGAGUGUGGACGCCGCACACCUGCAAGUGUAAAUAUAUGAACUGUCACACACGCACACCUUUACCCAGGAUUAUCCCCUCAUUGAAUUGAAUAAUUAUAUCAAAAUGUGGGAUAUUAGUUAGAGAUGGUAAUUCCUGUGGCACAAAUAUGAAUUGUUUUUAAUUUUUUCUUUGGUAUCUUAAUGAAUUAAAUUUUUGAUUAUAACGUUUAAUGAAUGUAAUAAAUGUUAAGUCUUAAAACUUCAAGCACAAAAUUCUCCUCCAUAUUCUAGAUCCAAAAAGAAAACACUCCAUUUUUGCAGUUUAAUCAUUUUUAAGAAACAAUCAAACCUAAUGAAACUAUUCAUAUACAUUUUUGUUUUGCCAGCCCUGGAGCAGACUAAGCGUGGUGGCAAAAUGUCCGAAGUUUCCUUCCCGCUGAUAUUAAGGUAAAUCACCACUGGGAAGCAUACGCAUUGCGAGAUUACUUCAGCCUAUUACAGGAAUAAUAUGGGACGCAUAUGCCAUUACACUGGCCAUUUACAUUAAUACAGGUGAAAAGGGGAUUUGGGACAUUUUGUCACCCGCGCAGGAGGAAAUUAAUGACGGGCAACAAUGUGCCAGUGCCCUAAAAAAGAUUAAAUAGCCACGAGAUCUAGUCUGCAUUCAAUAUUUUGGCAUAUACAUUCUACUGAGGUGUUAUUUUAAUAAAUGUAUUGCUUACUUUAAAGUCAUAUAUUAUUUAAAAAUAUUUUUAUGAGUAAUUUAUUGCACUGCGUUGGGGUGCUCUGCAGAACCUUAUCCUUAAUUAGAACACAAUGUUUAGCUAUUUUAUUUGGGUGAAAUCCCCCCCUGAACUGUUUUAAUGUGCUCUUCCUAGCCAAAAAAUAUCUGGUAGGGAAAGUUGUGGGAAAUGUUAUGAUAAGAAGUAUUUAUGUGUAUGCGAUAAAGCCCAGGCAAUUCUGUCACUGAUUCUCACUUGUUCUGCUUCAAUGAAUUCACUAGGCAGGGAAGUAUUAUUGCCAUGUUUGAUUGGUCACCACACAGAGCUAGAGGUUAGGUUCAUAAGAGGUUCAUAAAGGGUUUAAAUGUUUAGAAAAAUGCAUACGAAAUGUAACUGAAUGUAAGUUACUUUCUGCUUAACAUUAAUAAACUUACCCUUGUUCAAGUUCA